Diachasma alloeum is the source of this 2529-nucleotide messenger RNA. It is a transcript of the gene Non1, whose product is annotated as nucleolar GTP-binding protein 1. The transcript has 7 exons. Gene Ontology annotation, cellular component: nucleolus. The coding region runs from base 325 to 2250 and encodes 641 amino acids. Gene Ontology annotation, molecular function: GTP binding; RNA binding; GTPase activity. The record is from RefSeq and is a predicted model, not a curated record. Gene Ontology annotation, biological process: ribosomal large subunit biogenesis. Lineage: Eukaryota; Metazoa; Arthropoda; Insecta; Hymenoptera; Braconidae.
UAACCGCGAUCAAUAAAUUUUUUACAAAAUAUAAUUAUUUUCAAAUUGGAACUUACAUUUUGAUCAACAAAAGGUGUGAAACUUCUCUGUUUAAGAAAGGAAAGGCUUUGAAAUCGCAGCAAAAGUCCAAAACCGAGGUCUCAUCGACCAUAUAGGUCCCUGCUUUUCCCCCGCUGCAUUCCCAUGCCGACAACAUAACCUCAUUUUCCCUUUUCACUCCACGCUGCAGCUGAUAUGCACGUGGAGCUAUUCAGUCCCCAUCCAAACGUCUAAAUACUAUGAUAAUAUAUUUAUAACAAGUGUCCGACUAACCAGCGACCGAAAAUGGCUAUGUACAACUUCAAAAAGAUCGCUGUGGUCCCCACCUCCAAGGACUUCAUCGAUAUCAUAUUAUCGAAAACCCAGAGGAAGACUCCCACAGUGAUCCACAAGAACUACAAAAUCUCGAGAAUUCGUGCAUUUUACACACGAAAAGUGAAAUUCUCUCAGCAAAGUUUCCACGACCGUCUGUCCCAAAUUAUCCAGGAGUUCCCGAAGCUUGACGAUGUCCAUCCAUUCUACGCCGAUCUUAUGAAUGUUCUGUAUGACAAGGAUCACUACAAAUUAGCCCUCGGGCAGAUCAACCAUGCCAGACACCUGAUUGACAAUGUCGCCAAGGAUUACGUUCGAUUACUCAAGUAUGGAGACUCCUUGUAUCGGUGCAAACAACUCAAGAAGGCAGCCCUGGGUCGCAUGGCCACGAUAAUGAAGAGGCAAGCUGCCAAUUUGUCGUACCUGGAACAAGUUCGUCAACAUUUGGCUCGGUUACCCAGCAUCGAUCCCUACACCAGGACGAUCAUUAUCUGCGGGUUUCCCAAUGUUGGAAAAAGUAGUUUCAUCAACAAGAUAACCAGAGCUGAUGUUGAGGUUCAGCCCUACGCCUUCACCACGAAAUCCCUGUACGUGGGUCACACGGACUACAAAUAUCUCCGUUGGCAGGUGAUUGACACACCUGGAAUCCUAGAUCACGCCCUAGAAGAUCGAAAUGUCAUUGAAAUGCAGGCAGUAACAGCCCUCGCCCACUUGAGAGCAGCAGUUUUGUACUUCUGCGAUGUGUCAGAACAGUGUGGACACAACAUUGAGGCCCAGGUUCAGCUCUUUGAGUCCAUAAAGCCAUUAUUCACCAACAAACCUCUGAUUGUCGUUGCUAACAAGACUGACGUGCUUCGUUUGGAUGAGCUGCCGCCAGAGAAACUGGCAGCUCUGAAGACUCUUGAGGACGGGGGAAAGACCCCGAUCAUGGAGAUGAGCACUGUCACCGAUUUUGGGGUGAUGGAUGUCAAGCAAGAGGCGUGCGAACGUCUGCUCUCGUUCAGGGUCGAUCAGAAGAUCAAGACUAAGAAGGUUGAUGGACUGCUGAAUCGUCUCCACGUAGCUAUGCCAGCACCGAGGGAUCAAAAGGAGCGACCCCCUUGCAUACCAGAGAGUGUUUUACUCAAGAAAAAAGCUGCUGCUGAGAAAGUCGAGAGGAAGAGGAAACUUGAGAGGGAGAUUGAGGAGGAAAUGGGAGAUGAUUACGUCCUGGAUCUCAAGAAGAAUUAUGAUAUCGAGGGAGAUCAGAAGUUUGAUGUCAUUCCUGAGAUGUGGGAGGGACAUAAUAUCGCUGAUUACAUCGACUUAGAGAUAUUUGAGAAACUGAAUGAACUUGAAAAAGAGGAAGAGAUGCGAAAUGAGGCUGGAUACUACGACUACAAAGUGCCACUCCUGUCAGACACAAUGAAGGAAAUUCAGGAAUUAGCGAAACAGAUUCGCGAAAAGAGGGCAAUUGAUGCUGAUGAGGCUAGGGUUAAUAAGGCGUCCACCAAGCCUGUUAUGCCACGUACAGCUGGUGCCAAGGUACGGGGUAGAUCCGUGACGAGGUUGAGGGAGCAGAUGGAGGAACUUGGAGUCGAUAUGGAUGAUACUGAGAAUGCACACUUCACGAAAACUAGAGGACGCUCGAGGUCGGCCUCAGGCCCGGCUAGGAAACGCCUGAGGGUUGAGUCACUCUCCACAUCGAGAGCCAGAAGCAGCUCCAGGCCGGCGAGGGAUGAUAUGGGAGUCAAGGAUGUUGUGAUGAAAACAAAGCUCAAGAACAUCGCGCACAAAGCCAUCCGGAAGAAGGUCGCGAAGAAGGGUCUCAAGGGUGAGGCUGAUCGUUUCAUCGGCACCAAGAUGCCGCGACACUUGUUCUCAGGAAAGAGAGGCGUUGGAAAAACGGACAGACGAUAAUUCAACUCCCUCGACAAUCCAUCAAUGCAAUCCAACUGGAAGACCUGUUUUAAUGUCAAGUGCCACUUGUUUUCCAUCUCUUUAAAAAACCACUAAGUAGGUGACGUCAGCAUUUGAUAAGAUACUUUAUCUGCUAAACGCCCAUUAGCUCUGUGUCAGCAGAAUGAAGAAACAUAAUUUACAAACAUAGGAGUAAAGGCGAUUUCAUUCUUUGAAAAAAUUAUGUAAAAAUGAAAAUUCAAUAAAGAUUGGGGAUUCCCAAGAAAAUUUAUAACAAAA